AUGAAGCACCUCGCAGCUUACCUUCUUCUCGGCCUUGGAGGCAACACCUCCCCCUCUGCCGCUGACAUCAAGGCCGUCCUUGAGUCCGUCGGUAUCGAGGCUGACUCUGAUCGUCUCGACACCCUGAUCUCCGAGCUUGAGGGCAAGGAUAUUCAGCAGCUCAUCGCUGAGGGUUCCGAGAAGCUUGCUUCCGUUCCUUCUGGUGGUGCCGGUGCCGCCGCUGGUGGUGCUGCCGCUGCUGGUGGUGCCGCCGAGGAGGCCAAGGAGGAGGAGAAGGAAGAGGAGAAGGAGGAGUCCGACGAGGAUAUGGGCUUCGGUCUCUUCGACUAA
Molecule: messenger RNA, 330 nt
Organism: Fusarium poae
Lineage: Eukaryota; Fungi; Ascomycota; Sordariomycetes; Hypocreales; Nectriaceae
Product: 60s acidic ribosomal protein P2
Exons: 2
Coding region: 1-330 (109 amino acids)
Biological process (GO): translation; cytoplasmic translational elongation
Cellular component (GO): ribosome; cytosolic large ribosomal subunit
Molecular function (GO): structural constituent of ribosome
Source: RefSeq, a predicted model, not a curated record